AUGGUAGACGUUCUCAAAGAAACUCCCGAUCAGCAGCUUCACCAACUGCGGAAUUUAUUCUACGCUGGUGACAAAUUGCCUUCUGUCCAAGCUUUGCAACAUCAAGAAAUUAUGAUGAAGUUAGAAAACGAGACUAAGUUUGACAUGGGAUCGAACAGUCUUUUCCUCCCCUUUCAGCAUUCACGGAAUUCAGCAUUCAAUGUGGUUCCCAAGAAGAAAGAGAAUGAUGGGAAUUCACCUUAUGAAUUCGAAAGCUGUUGUAGCGAAAAACGACCUAGGUUAUCUGGAAUAUCUCAUCUGGGUACCGUGGCUGCGGCGCUGCUGGGCGAAGCGCCAUCCCAUGAAGUUGACGCCGUACUCAACCCCAUCUACACUGCGAUUGCAAGGCCAGUUCAGAUUAAUUGCGCUCCUUCAAAAGUUCCUGCAACCCAAACAGCGAAACCAGUCAAGCAAAGGAGGCCAAGAAACAAGAAAGCCCAGAUGGGUAAGGCCUCGACUGAUAAUUCCUAUCCUUUUGUACAGAUGCCUCUUUCAUUGCAAUUCUCGGAAAACAAGGAUUUCCUAAAGCCUAUGUCGUUUCAACAACAAGCUUCUCAAUUCCCCUCCAAGCCACUCCAAUCCAAGCCUCAACAACUCAAUGUGCCAACAAGCAUGCCUCUUAGUGAAGGAAAAUCAUACAUUUCUUUCGGAAAUUUUCACAUCGUGCAACCUGCUAAGUCUAAUCGUGUAAACUCGGAGAUGAAAUCAAAGGAUGCUCCCAAACAGGAUAUCAAUUUUUCUGGCUUCGCAAUUCCACAAAGUGUAGCUAUACGACAGGAGCCUCUUCAUCAUCCUGCGUCUUCUGCUUCUUCAGCUGUUGUGAACAACAAAGCUGACGACGAAGAAGACUCAAUCUUUUCUGCUGGCAUGUCCAUACCUGUGUGGGCUUCGCUAACAGGUGAACCAGACAAAUUUUCUGUGAAAGCGAUUGAUUCUUUGAUAGGUUUGGCCAAGCCAUGCCCGCCAACAGCUUUUGAAGUGCCAGAAUUCAAAGAGAAAGUGAACAAUAGCCUAGACAAUUUUCAACCAGUUCGACCUUGCGAGUAUCACCCCGCGUCAGAAGCCUCAGGCUCGCCAUCUUCGUCAUCUAUUCUGAGCUCCCGAGCAGUCGAAGCUGAUAUUGCACUUGAAGGGCUUGCGAAAGAAACUCUGGGGAUUCAUGUCAAACCCAACGCAAGGAACAGGAUGAAGGAUUUGAUGCAUCUCCUUAUUCAAUUGGAAAGCAAAAAUGUUUUGAAACUAGUGAAAUCUAAGGACGAUGGAGGAAAUUGUAUUCUGGGUUUCUCUGAGAUACAAGUGCACGAGCUUCAAGUUUUCAAUAUGGAGAUCAGGAGGAUGGUGCUGGAAGAUGAAAAUCGCUGCUGGCUCGUGAAUGGAAAGACGAACAUUAAGGAACCUACUGGUCCUGUGUACGAAAUCUUGCGUCAGAUUGGUAUCAAACCAAUGAGAGGAAUGCGAGGACCGCGCAAGACUGAUCCCGGAAAGAGAGAUUUCAUGUACUCUUACAGAUACAUUUUUGAUGUGGAAUUGAUGAUGAAGAAUAGAAAUCGAUUGCAAUCGGGGUACAUCGGGCGAAGUCAUCGCCCUGAUUUUGAGCUUAGCCCAGAUGAUUAG
Messenger RNA from Guillardia theta CCMP2712, 1653 nucleotides. RefSeq lists its product as hypothetical. NCBI's taxonomy places the organism in Eukaryota, Cryptophyceae, Pyrenomonadales, Geminigeraceae. The transcript is spliced from 2 exons. The record is from RefSeq and is a predicted model, not a curated record. The coding region runs from base 1 to 1653 and encodes 550 amino acids.